Molecule: messenger RNA, 1917 nt
Organism: Podarcis lilfordi (Lilford's wall lizard)
Lineage: Eukaryota; Metazoa; Chordata; Lepidosauria; Squamata; Lacertidae
Source: the annotation of a GenBank genome assembly
AUGUGUGGAAAGUGCUUCAGGUGUACUGGGAAGUCCCUGAAAGAAAGGAAGAAAGCUGAGAAAAAACUGGCCCUCAUGGCCAGGAGCAGGAGGGCUAGAACAGCCCACACACUGAAGGUCAAGCUGGAGGUGGUGGAGCGUGCAGAGCGCGGGGAGCGAAACAAAGACAUUUCUUUAGCCAUGGGCUUGUCAAAGUCUACAGUCCGUACCAUAUUCAACAACCGCGAGAGGAUAAAAGCAAGCGCUGAAAAUCUGCAGAGCGAAAAGUUAACCAAGGUGACAACCGGGCGAGCAGAAAUUUACGAAACUCUGGAGAGGCUGCUGGUUCAGUGGAUUGACUGCCACGGCGAUCGGGGCGCCCCAUUGUCCUUCCUCCUCAUUCAGGAGAAAGCGCUGUCCUUGUUUGAGGAUCUGAAGAGGAAGAAGGCGGAGAAGGGGGAUGCGAGUGCUGUAGGCAUGGGGUUCAAGGCGAGCAAGGGGUGGUUUGACAGAUUCAAGAGGAGGGCGUACCUUCACAACGUUAAACUAAGGGGAGAUGUAGCUACUGCCGACACUGCGGUCGCAUCAACCUACCCCACACAUUUCCAGGAAAUCAUUGAGGAAGGCGGGUACCACCCGAAGCAGAUCUUCAACAUGGAUGAAACAGGGCUGUUUUGGAAGCGCAUGCCGUCUCGGACGUGCAUCUCCAUCCAGGAGGCAAAGGUGCCGGGGCCCAAGGUUUCAAAGGACCGCCUGACGCUGCUCCUGGGGGGUAAUCUAGAGGGUGACGCAAAGCUAAAACCCCUGCUUGUGUACCACUCAGAGAACCCCAGGGCGCUGAAGGGGAUCCCCAAAUCAACUCUGCCCAUUUUGUGGCGUUCCAAUAGAAAGGCAUGGGUCACCCGCGAAGCUUUCAGCGACUAUAUCAGGAGCUACUUUUCUCCUUUUGCAGCUGACUAUUGCCGGGAGAGUAACCUGGACAACAAAGUGCUUCUCCUGCUGGACAACGCCCCUGGCCACCCUGUCAGCAGCCACGAUUAUUCCGACAAUGUCCGUGUUAUGUUUCUGCCUGCCAACACGACUUCGUCAUUGCAGCCUAUGGACCAAGGAGUGACCGACAAAUUCAAGGCUUACUAUCUGCAGCUUGUCAUGAAACACAUGGUCACGAAGAGUGCCGAAGACAACAGCAGAAGCCUCGUUGACAUUUGGAAAGAAUUCAACAUAAGGAAGGCUGUGGAUUUCAUUGCUACAGCUUGGUCGAUGGUUACAAAAGAGACUCUAAACGCUGCCUGGAAAAGCUUAUGCCCCAAGUAUGUUCGUGAUCACAGAGCGCUGGCGAAGGACUUGCCCGCUGCACAUAAGACUAUUGUGGACCUGGCAGCACAGGCUGGCUUUGAGGGUGUGGAUGAGGAGGACGUGCGAGAGGUGCUUGCGAGUCGCACGGAACGCCUUACAAACGAGGAGCUGAUUCAGCUCGAUGAGCAGUGCUUUGGUGGGAAGAGGGAAAAGGGUGAGGGCAAGGAAAAGGAACAGAAAGUUAUCGGCAUGAAAACGCUAACUCAGAUGUUGGCACUGCAAGGUGGCUUACUGUCCGUGACGGGGGAAUAUGACAACAACUUCGAAUGUGCUCUAAACACAGAAUUGAUGCUCGACGAAUUAAUGGAGCCCUAUACGUUUCUCCAUGACAAAAACCAGAGGGAGGCAAAGCAGCCCACAGCCCACGAUCCUUUUCAUAGGGAGCCAAAAGACAGCACUUCUGAUCUCGAAGCCUUGCCUUCCACAUCUGGUUACGUUCCUCCCGAAAAGGAAGUUGCCAUCAAGGAAGAGAUCGUGGUCAUCGAGGUGAAUGCGGAAGAAAUGGAAACUGAACCUGCAGACAGAACUGAUUCGCAAUCUUCCAUUUCCUUGAGUUUCUCUUGCCCUGCACCAUCGCCUUGA